Chironomus riparius is the source of this 450-nucleotide messenger RNA. The record is from the annotation of a GenBank genome assembly. Lineage: Eukaryota; Metazoa; Arthropoda; Insecta; Diptera; Chironomidae.
UUAUCAAAACUAAUUGAAGCUUUACAUCAAUCAAAUCUAAGUAAAAUAUCAAAAUCUUAAAGAACAGAAAGUUCUCUAAAAGCUACAAAUAAAUAAAAGAACAAACAAAAUUUAAAAUGCGUUUCGUAUUCUUCAUUGUUGCACUUUUUGUGUUAAUUGCACUGACACUCGCCACGCCAAUUAUUGAUAAUGGACAAGUUGAUGAGAACAGUAUUGUGAUAAAUGAUGAUUCUGAUUUAGAGACUCUUCAACUCGGAUGUAUUCCAAGAGAUUGUUAUAAUUAUUGUAGACGAAUAAGCCAUAUUUAUGGAAAAUGCAACAUCUUUGGAAAUUGCGAGUGCUACAAGUAACAAGAAAUUAUACAUAAAUAUUACUAAGCUGCUCUAAACUGGCAUAAACUUACUUGAUUUUUAUAAUUUUAAUAAAUUUAAGAAAUAAAAAUACUGUUGC